AGAGAGAGAGAGGAAGGGAGUGAGUGGAACAGAAAGAGAGAGAGAGAGAGAGAGACUGACUAAAUCCUGCUCAGUGAAAGAAGGGGAGCACAUUCACACCCUUUAGAGGACUCACAGGAAAGGAGAGAAACAUACAGUCAGAUACAACUUUCAGUCACACAAGGCUGCUGGGUUUUCAGUGAGGAUAUUCAGUAAAACCCCAAAACAUGUCCAGCUCAAUCCUACGACGACAUUCCAGCAAGAAGGGAUUGGAGAAACUCCAGCGGAUCACUGUUCAGCGCAGUCUGGAGGAUGCAGAAGAAAUUGAGAGAGAACGACGACGGCGUGCAAGAACCAGUUCCUCUACUGAGCCCCCUAUGACCCCACAGGACAGCCCUCGCACUGCACAGACUCUGGACUUCCAGGGACAGAAUGAUCUGGUUCCAAGCUGUCCAUCCUCUUUGGAAGAGGACGAAGGCUUCAGUGAUUGGACACAUCUGAACAGGCGCAAACAGGGACAAAUGGAACAUAAAGAUGUAGAAGCACAUCUCAACGGCUCCCGUCACUCAAAGCCCCAGCUCUGUUCCAGCUCUGCUCCAAAAAGUAAACUGCAUGAUAUCAAUGUGUUCGACAGCACCCCAUUUAUACAGACACGACCCCCGCUUUCAAACCAGCAAAACCUGGAUGAGGGUGGUGAUGAUGAAGGCUUGGGUGCCAGAGAACAGGAAAGAAUGGAUAACAUUAAGGCAUCAGAGAAGGAGGAGGGAGAGAAUGGACGGUGGUGUGCGGAGGAAGACGAUCCAAGAAGGGUGAAAGGUCAUGAGUCGUCUCUCUGGAAAAAACAAAAUCAGAGCUGUGACAUGGAUGAGAAGAGAGAAAAGAAGGCAGAGAAGAAGAUUUCCUACACCUCCACAGUCCUCCUCCAACAGAAUGGGAGACAAUACAGCACUAAUGGACAAGAGGGGACGAGAACAAAUGACAGAGAACCGAAGAUACAGAGCAACAUGGACUCUUCAGUCGAUUCAGCAGCUCUCGGCUGUCAAGAAAGUGUGUCUGAGGAGGUGUUUGUGAAGAGCAGUGAGGAGGACCAGGAGCACAGCGAGACAGGAGAUCAGACUCAUGAGGAGGUGCACAGGAGGAUGAGAGAGCAGGAACGAGAGAGGAAGAGGAGGGAUGUGAUGGAAAAGCUGAAGAGGUUGAGUAUAUCCAGUGGAGAUCCAGAGGAACCCUUCAGUCCUCUCAGCCCCAGGAGCCCGUCCUACAUGGCUGAGGGUGAGGAGUGGCAAACAGAAGGUACAAGCUCGAUUACUGAGAGGACGGAGUCUCUAAACCGCUCCAUUAAAAAAAAGAACAGCAUAAAGAAGACCCAGCCACCCACCAUCAUCUCGAAGUUAGAUGGCAGACUGGAGCAGUACAACCAUGCCAUUGAGGAGUCCAGUAAAGAGGGCAGUGUAGUAAAAGUAAUGGACGUCCCAACACCGCCAGAACCCGUAUCUGCUCGGAAGACCCUGUUUGAGGAGGGAGAAGCCUGGAAUCAGAAUUCAGCAAAGGCUGUUUCCUCCAAGGAUACAGAGGGAAUGAAGGUGGGUGUGGCAGAUCUAAUUAACCAAUGGGUGAAAGGAAACGGUGAUGUCAGCAUCAAGAGCCCCUCCUCCAAAGCAGCUUGUCAGGAUGUUAAGGCUGGUGAGGUGCGUAGCAUCAAAUCCAUGUGGGAGAAUCUGGGAGACCCCUCAUCUCAGGAUAAACCAUGUGCAAAGGGACUGGCUGGAAAAAGGUACAAAUUUGUGGAGAAUGGGCACGGGAAAUAUGAGAAGGUCUUCAUAAAUAACGCAAACUGAAGAACAAAUGUCUGAAGACGAGAUGCUGAUGUGAUCAUUGUCCUUCAGUUUUUGCACUGUACAAAAUGUAAACCCACUAAUAUUGAAAACUUGUUUUAAUUAUUGCCGUAAAUUUUAAGUAAAAUCAAAAUGGUGCCAAAGCCACAGAAACUCUGAAUGAGUUAACUGAUGAAGAAAAUCUUUAAAAACUCAUGUAAUCAAGUACAAUUGACAAAAAUUGUGAAACGAUGGAAAAAAAUUAUAGUAGGGUUUUAGUUACUUUUAUAACAUCUCAUUUAAUUGUCAAACCUUAAAUCAUUGGUGUCCAAUCCUGCUACUGGAGAGCCACUGUACUGAUUUUUGUCAAAAGAAAUGUAUUAUUUUUCCACUUACAUGUGUAUUAUGUCAGAGUUUUUCAAUUCAGUAAGUGUUUAGUACAGAUUGAGGAACAACACCAGUCAGUAUUAAAUACAGAAUGUAGUCUGGAAGAAGGUAUCAGACAAUAAUCUGACCUGUCUUCUCUGAACCCAGUGGCACAAAGUGCUCUAUAUACAUUUACUAAAAUAUACUUUUUUUAAAUGUUGAAUGAAUUAUUUUUAUGUUCAUGUUCUCUUUUUGUUUAAUUAAAUUUAGUUUAAUCCUGAAUGUUUUAACUCUCACCGUCCUGCUCUCAUUUUUGUAAUUUUUCUUCCUUCAUAAUUUUUUUAGAGUAUUUUCUCCAUAUAAGUGAAUAACAUUCGGUUAAGUAGCAUUACAAGUUCACACAUGUAAACCGAUCACCAAGUGACUGUGCAGUGAAAGGUGUAUUUGUCAAAAAAAGGUUAAUAAAACAUAAAUUUUCUGUGAA
Messenger RNA from Carassius gibelio (silver crucian carp), 2643 nucleotides. RefSeq names its product lymphocyte-specific protein 1-like. NCBI's taxonomy places the organism in Eukaryota, Metazoa, Chordata, Actinopteri, Cypriniformes, Cyprinidae. The transcript is spliced from 14 exons. Gene Ontology annotation, molecular function: myosin binding; calmodulin binding; actin binding. The coding region runs from base 207 to 1817 and encodes 536 amino acids. The record is from RefSeq and is a predicted model, not a curated record. Gene Ontology annotation, biological process: signal transduction; muscle contraction.